Messenger RNA from Haliotis rubra (blacklip abalone), 616 nucleotides. RefSeq lists its product as uncharacterized. The record is from RefSeq and is a predicted model, not a curated record. The transcript has 3 exons. NCBI's taxonomy places the organism in Eukaryota, Metazoa, Mollusca, Gastropoda, Lepetellida, Haliotidae. Bases 39 to 590 code for a protein of 183 amino acids.
UAGACCCCUGGUGGCAAGUCGAUUUGCAAGGCAAGGUCAUGGUGACGAAGGUCAAGGUCACAAAUAGAAAGGACUGCUGUCCUGGGAGAUUUCGCGAUUUCUCCAUUGAUGUGUACGAGAUGGACCCCUCCAUACAUCCCACGGCAGUUUCCCAAAGGUGCCAUUACUAUCCAGGAAGCGUCACUACUCCUGGUGUGACCCUUCCCCUUCCCUGCGACAACGCCGUCACUGGACGAUUCCUACGUGUCUCUGGCGAGAUAUCGAAACACCAUAACGACCCAUUUCAGCUGUGCGAGGUCGAGGUGUUUGGCGUGCAAAUAUCGAGACUUACGACAUGUGCAUCAUUUGUCCAAUAUGACGGCAAACGUUUUAACAAGCCACCGAGCAGAACCAUGAACAUCGGCGGCAAUGGCAGAGCGGCAUGUGCUUCCGAGUGUGAACGCGAUAUGGCAUGCGCAGGAUUCAACAUCCGGUAUGAGUCGGAAGUCACGUGUGAGCUUAUUAAUGGAGCGGCCGUUUCGGCCCAGGUAUCAGAUGCUUCGUGGGAUUGUUACUUGUAUGAACCAUGUCCAAUCACGUGCGGGAUGUAAUAGUAUAUGUGUGUUUUGAUGGCGUU